Messenger RNA from Orbilia oligospora ATCC 24927, 2196 nucleotides. RefSeq lists its product as uncharacterized. Lineage: Eukaryota; Fungi; Ascomycota; Orbiliomycetes; Orbiliales; Orbiliaceae. Gene Ontology annotation, molecular function: ATP binding; protein serine/threonine kinase activity. Gene Ontology annotation, biological process: protein phosphorylation; intracellular signal transduction. Bases 1 to 2196 code for a protein of 731 amino acids. Gene Ontology annotation, cellular component: cytoplasm. The record is from RefSeq and is a predicted model, not a curated record. The transcript is spliced from 2 exons.
AUGACGGAGGUCGACAGCAGCACGAAUCCGCUCAAUUCUAGCAAUGGGAAUAAUGGAUCGUCCAUUCCUCAUUCCACCGAUGUAGCCGCUACUAGUACUUCUGGCGCCGGCGCUGGCACAUCUGCUGAGACAUUGACCAGUGUGCAUACUAUCAACAGCAGUAAGAGUGAAAGUGGCAGUGGUAAUAAUAAUAGUGGGAGUAGUGGCAUUGGGAGUGGCAUCAAUAUUGGGAGAAGUGCUCAGCCAACCUCGCAGAUACAACCUCCCCGCCUUAUAUUCGCCAAUCCGCCCCCAGACGACGACCUCCAGCCGCCCCACCACCACCUUCAUUCCUCCCUCGCUCAUUCCAUCGAUCAUCGCCAACCUCUCCACCACAAUUCCCAUUAUCAUCACCCUCACCAUCUUCCGGAUCUGCGUCUUCAGACUGACGUCGUAGCCAUGUCUUCCUCUACGAACAACGCAAAAUCCAUUCCGGUCCCCUCCAGCACCCGAGCCUCUGCUGCAGCUCUCUCUCGCUCCAAUUCCUUCCAAAGCUCACUCUCUCCAAACUCCGCGACAGGAUCCCCAUCAAUCACAGGAUUUCUAUCCGAAAUAACUCCAUUGCCAUCUCCAGUAAUAUCAGCAGACUCACCUGGUCCCUGGCGAUUAUUUAGAAAUGGAAGCCUUAGCUCCCGUCCUACUUCUAGAGGCUCUAUAGCAUCGUUAUCAAUCAACGAUCAAGGAGAACAUGGUGCUGGUGGCGGUGGGAGCGACUCGAUGCCAGUUGGUGUCGGCAGGUCGCCGAGUAAGCGGAAAUUAUACCAAGGGUUAAAUCACAUUGACGCACCCUCAGCGCACGAUUACCGAUUACAUCAAAGUACGCCCCGGAGUGUUAGCGAGCAGGUUACAAAACUUGAUGUUCCUGCAAUAUCAAGACAGAGUCAGACGGAAGAUGGAAAUUCAGAGUCAAAGGAUGCAUCGUCGUCGUCCUCCACUUCGCAUCCCUUUAAGCGAGAAGAACAUCUUGCUGGGAAACAUGGACAGCAGAGAACUAGGAGUACGGCCGAUCUUCAGGUCCCCGUUAUAGUGGAUGGGGUAUCCGAUUAUCGUAUUCCCGAAGAUGGUAGCAUUGUGCGGGAAAUAUUUACGGCUACAACAUAUCCAGGGAAUAAUAUUCGACGUUGGCGGGCAGUCAGACUGCUCGGCCAAGGGACGUUUAGUAAAGUCAUGCUGGCCACGUUAGAAUUGAAGAAAAACACGGACUCAGAAGCUGAAUUGGAUAGGGACAAACUCGUUGCGGUUAAAAUUGUGGAGAACACAGCGGCGGGAGGAGCUUCGAGGGCGAGGAUAGAGAGUUCGCUUAAACGGGAGCUGGAUAUUCUGAAAUCAUUGAAGCAUCCGUCAUUAGUGCACUUGAAGGCGCAGAGCAUUGAAAGGAAACGGGCGCUUCUCAUUCUGGGUUAUUGUGCGGGUGGUGAUCUUUUCGACCUGGCGACGAGUGCGCCAAAGUUGUUGACACCGAAGUUUGUAAGGAGGAUAUUUUCGGAGCUGGUGGGUGCGGUGAGAUAUCUGCACUUGUCGGGGAUCGUGCAUCGUGAUAUCAAGCUGGAGAACGUAUUGAUAAACUUCACGGCUGAAGAGCUCGCACAAUCCGGCGACGAGAUAAUUGCCUCGAAUCGCUCGAUUACCACGCUUACGGAUCUAGGUCUAUCUAGGCGUAUAGACUUUGACGAACCCCUCCUGACAACUAGGUGUGGAUCUGAAGACUAUGCGGCGCCGGAAUUAUUAUUGGGCCAGCCCUACGAUGGCCGUCACACGGAUGCAUGGGCUUUGGGGGUUCUGCUCUAUGCUAUCUGCGAAUCUAGACUACCGUUUGACCCUGUUCCCGGGGCGAAUGAACAUAAGAUGCGUUCUAGGACGGCGCAUCGGAUAGCCAGGUGCGACUGGAAGUGGUUUAAAUUGGCAGAUACACCGCCACCGGUUGCAGAAGAGGGAAGUGCUGCUGCGGACGCUGAAGGGGAGCUAAGUAUCAAGGAGCCUUACGACCCCGACUGGAAUCCAGCCAAGGUCGUUGUGGAUGGGCUUUUGAAAAGGGUUAAGAAACGGUUGCCGUUAGAGGAGGUGGAGAAGAUGGAAUGGGUGCAGGGGGCUAUCACAGUGCCCCUAGAGGAUCCGCCAUCGACAGAGGAGUUGGAAGAGGAGAGUGAGUCUUCUUGA